Molecule: messenger RNA, 3499 nt
Organism: Camellia sinensis
Lineage: Eukaryota; Viridiplantae; Streptophyta; Magnoliopsida; Ericales; Theaceae
Source: RefSeq, a predicted model, not a curated record
UAAUGUUGUUGGCUCCAAAAUUAAACCAAUAAGUCCACCUGGCUCUUUGUGUCCUUUUAUUUUUUUCUAUAUGGUAAAAAAUAGGUCAUGGUGUAUAGGUCAGCUUUCAUAGUGUUUUUGGGAUAUAUCAGAUAUAUUUAGUUGGAAAUUUGAGGAUGAGUGACGAGCUAUUGUAUUGUAGCCAUGUGCAUGUUGAAUUUGUAUGAUGAGAGUAUAUGGGUAUCAUGGAAAAAACUCUCUUGAAGAGUUCUAAUAAUGAACAACAGAAUUGAAUGAAAGAAGAGUGGUUUCGAAGUGGUUCAUGUUCUUUCUUGAAUAAUGGGAUCAAGAAUUCAAGUAUGUUUGCUGGUUAUUUCCGUCCAAAUUUUACUAGUAGCAGCGCAGAUGAAUAAUCUGGACUUUUAUGUCCGAUGCAGUUGCUGCUCUGAACGCUCUCAAAGUAAUCUGGAAGAACACACCACUCAAUUGGGUUGCGUCAGAUCCAUGUGGCAACAGUUGGGAUGGAAUUCAUUGCACCAAUUCACGUGUGACAUCUAUAACAUUAGCCAGUGUGGGAUUGACUGGUCAGCUGUCCGGAGACAUUCAAUGGCUGUCUGAAUUACAGACUUUGGAUCUAUCAGACAACAAAGGUUUGACAGGAUCUCUUCCUCGAUCAAUUGGAAAUUUGACAAAGUUAUCAAACCUAAUGCUGGUUAGUUGCGGUUUCAGUGGUCCAAUUCCAGAGACAAUAGGAUCUCUGCAGCAGCUGAGAGUUUUGUCUCUGUCUUCCAACAGCUUCAGUGGACCAAUUCCACCUUCAAUUGGUAAUCUCUUUAAUCUGUAUUGGCUGGAUCUGACUGGCAAUAAGCUUUCUGGAACGAUCCCUGUCUCUAAUGGGAACACACCUGGUCUGGAUAAGCUGGUUAAAGCAAAGCACUUUCAUUGUGGACGCAAUCAGCUCUCUGGUGAAAUCCCACCUCAGCUUUUCAAUUCAAAUAUGUCUCUGAUACAUGUGAUUUUUGAUAAUAAUACACUCAGUGGCAAGAUUCCUUCAACGAUAGGACAAGUGCGGACUUUGGAGAUAUUGUUCUUGUCGAACAAUCAACUCACUGGCCCUUUGCCUGAUCUUACUGGCUUGAUUUCUCUCAACUACAUGGAUUUAAGCAAUAAUACUUUUGACAAGUCAGAUUUUCCUCCAUGGAUCAAAACCUUACAGUCUUUGGAAACAUUACAACAGAAACGUUGCAGUCAACUAUUAUAUAAUGUUCUCAAUUUUGGAGUGAUGGAAAACACAGAACUUCAAGGUCAAAUUCCAGUUGCCUUCUUCAGCCUUCCACAGUUAAUGAGAGUUGUAUUGAGGAACAACCACCUUAAUGGCACUUUGGAUAUCAGGUCCAGCUAUAGCAACCAACUGCAGCAUAUAGAUUUGCAGAACAAUUCCAUUGACUUUGUGCGGGGAAUGCGAUUUAAGUCUGAGUUAAUACUUGUAGGAAAUCCAGUUUGUGAGAGAAAACAAGGGAUAGAACCAUACUGCAGCAUUCAACCGUCUAAUUCCUCAUAUUCAACACAACCAAAUAAUUGUGUGCCCGUUACCUGCAAAUCAGAUCAAAUAUGCAGCCCCAACUGUAGAUGUGCUCUUCCAUUUAUGGGUUCCCUAAUCUUGGCAGCUCCUGCCUUUGACCUAGAAAACUCAAUUAUCUACAUGUCUCUCGAGAAUUAUCUGAUGAGUUCUUUUCAUUCCCAUCAACUCCCUGUGGAUUCAGUUUCUCUGAGUAAAAUUUCAUAUAAUCCCCCUGUGCUAAGAUUAAAAAUGUUUCCACAUGGUGUAGACUGUUUCAAUCGAACAGGAAUUUCUGAAAUUGGGUUUGUGCUGCACAACCUAACUUCCUAUCCUGGGAAGACUUUUGGACCCUUAGUUUUCAUUGCUGAUCAAUAUGUGUAUUUUGCAGGAUCUACAGACACUAACAAGUCAUUGAGUAGGGUCAUUAUUGGAGCAGCAGUUGGUUGUUCUUUGCUUGUGAUAUUGUCCCUCCUUGCUGGAAUUUAUGCUUUUCAUCAAAAGAGAAGAGCUGAAAUUUCUGAUAAACAGAACAAUCCUUUUGCUUCUUGGGACUCAAAUAAAAGCAAUGGUGGCGUUCCUCAGUUAAAAGGAGCUAGGUGUUUCUCAUUUGAAGAGCUUAAGAAAUACACAAACACUUUCUCGGAAGCCAACUGUAUUGGAUCUGGUGGCUAUGGAAAGGUAUAUAGAGGAACUCUUCCCACUGGGCAACUGGUUGCCAUCAAAAGGGCUAAACAAGGAUCUAUGCAAGGUGGUCUUGAAUUCAAAAGUGAGCUUGAGCUUCUGUCCAGGGUUCAUCAUAAGAACGUUGUCAGCCUUGUGGGUUACUGUUUCGAGCAAGGUGAACAGGUGUUGGUGUAUGAGUAUAUUGCAAAUGGUACACUAAAGGAGAGUCUUUCUGGUACUUGUUUCCUUAUCUUCUCCACCAAUAAAGAUACUGAUGGGAAGUCUGGAAUCAGGCUGGAUUGGAUGAGGCGGCUUCGAAUAGCCCUUGGAGCAGCAAGUGGUUUGCAAUAUCUGCAUGAGCUCGCCAACCCUCCAAUCAUACAUAGGGACAUCAAAUCAAACAAUAUCUUGCUGGAUGAAUACCUGAAUGCAAAAGUUUCAGAUUUUGGUCUGUCCAAGAGUCUUCUUUACAGCGAAAAUUAUCAUAUUUCCACUCAAGUCAAGGGGACAAUGGGCUACUUGGAUCCUGAAUAUUGCAUGACCCAACAGUUGACUGAGAAGAGUGACGUUUAUGCCUUUGGAGUGCUAAUGAUUGAGCUGAUAACUGCGAAACAGCCGAUUGAGAAAGGCAAAUACAUUGUACUAGAGGCGAGGCAAAAAAUGGACAAGGCAAAGGAUCUAUACGAUCUUCAUGAGAUUCUCGAUCCAAACAUUUUGGGCACCGCACUGAAAGGUUUAGAGAAAUUUCUGGAUUUGGCAAUGAGGUGUGUCGAAGAAGAAGGAGCUGCGAGGCCUACAAUGGGUGAGGUGGUAAAAGAGAUUGAGAACAUCAUGCAAAUUGCCGGUUGGAACCCUACUGCUGACUCGGUGUCCACUUCAGUUGGUUUUGAAGGGACUAGCAACCAUCCUUGUAGCGAAGCAAGCCUCAGUAUUUAUAUCAGGGCCUUGGCACGUUAAAAGUUAGUGCCACGGUAAGUCUUAUUGAGCAUUUUCGUGUAGAACAUGUGAGCCUUGUGAUGUUUGUACCAUGUGGGAAGAACCAAACUAUGUAUUGUAAUGAAUUAUUGGCUUUUCUUUCUUUUGUUGGACGGUCUUAGGCUUGUUGCUUGUCUGGUAGACUAUAAAGAAGGGAAGAAGGGAAAAGUGAAACGAAAUCAAAAUACUGAUGUACAAAUUGUGUGUAUAGUAGGCGAAGUCAUGUGAUUUUUCUAUAAAUAAGCUACUAUUUUCUGUUCUAAGCAAUCAUCCCUCAAUUUUCUGCUGUAUUGAGAAAAGAAAAUGUGAUUUACUGAUUCA